Trichogramma pretiosum is the source of this 937-nucleotide messenger RNA. RefSeq names its product COMM domain-containing protein 2. The record is from RefSeq and is a predicted model, not a curated record. The coding region runs from base 156 to 770 and encodes 204 amino acids. The transcript has 5 exons. Lineage: Eukaryota; Metazoa; Arthropoda; Insecta; Hymenoptera; Trichogrammatidae.
AACCGGUCGUGCUGACAAUUGACAACUGACAAGUGUUUUUGUUUACGUAUCAUAGCUGGUUUGCAUUUAAUAAGAAAAUAAAAAUUAAUUUCAUGCGGUCAGAGAAAAAAAUUUUCUAAUACAGUAUAGUAAUCAUCCUUUCAACAGAAACAAUAAUGAAUAUUACAGAUGAUUUAAGGCGUAACCUUGCUUUUCUUAUAGAACAAUCUCAUGUUUUACCAGAUUUCUGUAAACUAGCAAUUGAUUAUCUGCAAAAAGGACCCAAUCUAAAAAUAUAUAGCGCUGCAGCUCAAAAACUACAAGUAGAACCCAAGAUUAUAAGGAGUUCCGUAGAAGCUCUGCUAAAUUUUUUAUUUGAAUGUUGUAAGAAUAAACUGAGCAUAGAGGAUUUAAAGGAAACUAUUUCAAGCCUAGGAUUUCCAGAAGAACAUGGAACAGUACUAUGUGAUUUGUAUACUCUAAAAAGUCAAGAGAUUUCAGAUGCUUUGAGUAACUUAGAUUUGAAAUUACCUGAAUAUCAUAAUCUAGAAUGGAGAUUUGAAGCACAGAUUGCUUCCAGAUCAUUACUUCACCAAGUAAUUCCUUUAAUAACAAUGGAUCUAGCUUUAGCAAAUACAUCAGAUUCAUCAAAACUGGAACAUGUGUAUCUACAAACCGAUCCAAAUAAUUUACUGCAUCUUGCUCAAGAACUUGAAAUAGCCUUACGCGAAGGUCGGAGUAGGCACGUUCAAAGUAUCGCAAGAAUCGUCGAGAGUAAAGAUCCUUCGUAAUUGUUUUUAGAUGAAAUUUAUAAAAGUUUAUUUCUAAGUUAAUUAAUUUUCAACAUUGACCAAAUCAAAGUUGAAGAAUCAUUUAAUUGUAAAUAAUAUUGGAGUAAGAUUUCAUAAGUUGUAUUUAUUUUUAUAUGCAAAGUAGCCAAACGAAUAAAUCGAUAGUU